Molecule: messenger RNA, 1612 nt
Organism: Achroia grisella
Lineage: Eukaryota; Metazoa; Arthropoda; Insecta; Lepidoptera; Pyralidae
Product: cytochrome P450 4C1-like
Exons: 10
Coding region: 1-1434 (477 amino acids)
Molecular function (GO): heme binding; monooxygenase activity; iron ion binding
Source: RefSeq, a predicted model, not a curated record
AUGAGCUUGCAGUGUAGUUCGUAUUAUGGCCAGCUCGGAAGCCUAAGAGGUGAUUUUUACGAAACUGAAUUAUUUCAAUUAGGAAGAACAUAUGCAAACAGAUGGGAUGGUAUCUACCGUUUUUGGGCAUUUCCUUACGGAGCUAUAAAUAUAUAUAAUCCAGACGACAUUGAGACAAUAAUUUCGACCACGAGAUACAAUGAAAAGAGCGUGGUUUAUUCGUUUUUAAAGGACUGGUUGAAAGAAGGCCUACUUGUAAGCCAUGGCAAUAAAUGGCAUCAGCGCAGAAAAAUUCUAACGCCUGCAUUCCACUUCAAUAUUUUACGUGACUUUUGCAUUACAAUAGAAAAGAACAGCCAAUACUUGGUCAAUACUCUAGCGAAGGUCUCGGGAGAAGUGGUGGAUAUCAUCCCAAUUAUAUCUGAAUAUACUCUCGCCACCAUAUGCGAAACUGCAAUGGGUACACAAUUAAAUGAAAUAUCCACUUCGAAAGGAAAAAGUUAUAAAGAUGCGAUAUAUGAGAUUGGCCAUUUAGUCACUCAUAGAUUUGUUUCCGUGCUACUGUAUGCAGAUUUUAUGUUUAAUUUGUCAUCCUUUGGAAGGAAACAAAAAAAGCUUUUAAAUAUCAUUCAUAACUUCACCGCAGAAAUAAUAAAAGAUAGAGAAGAAUAUAUAAAUAAAAACGGAGUUCAAAGUUACGAUGUUAAUGAUAAUAGUGUAUUUGAAGACGACAUGUUUCUGAACAAGAAAAGAAAGAAAAGAGCUAUGUUAGAUUCAAUUAUUUUAGCAAAGCAAGAAGGUUUGAUAGAUGAUGCUGGUAUUCAAGAGGAAGUUGAUACAUUUAUGUUCGAAGGCCAUGACACGACCGCCGCUGGAUUAGCGUUUUUUAUAAUGUUGCUUGCAAAUAAUCCAACAAUACAGGAUAAAAUAUACAAAGAACUAAAAGAAGUAUUUGGCGAAUCAUCGCGGCAAGCAGACAUAGACGAUCUAUCCAAAUUGAGAUAUUUGGAUAACUGCAUCAAAGAAUCGCUUCGUCUAUACCCACCAGUGCAUUUUAUUAGUCGUCAAUUGAAUGAAACUGUCAAGUUACGCAAUUACACGGUUCCAUCGGGAGUGAUGUGUCAUAUACAUAUAUACGACUUGCACCGACGAGCAGAUUUGUUCCCAAAUCCUUUGGAGUUCGACCCUGACCGUUUCCUGCCGGAGAACAGCGUGGGUCGACAUCCAUAUGCAUACAUACCGUUCAGUGCGGGCCCUAGAAAUUGCAUAGGUCAAAAGUUUGCAAUGAUGGAGAUGAAAUCUACAAUUUCCGCUUUGUUACGGCAGUACGAGUUCUUUCCUGUGACCAAACCCUCCGAUUUACAGUUGAAGAGUGAUUUAGUUUUAAGAAAUUGUGGUCCAGUUUAUGUUAAAAUUGUAAAUAGAAAUAAAUAAUAUCAGACAAGAAAACAUACUGGAUAUUUUUAAUAUAUCUACAUUUGUAAGCAAAAAUAAAAAUAGAAACAAUUGCCGUAUGAGUUUAAGCGCGUCGUUUAAAACAGGCGAUUCAAUAUAAAAAAAUCUUGUAGGUAUAUUUGUUGCAAAACUUGGAUUAAACAUAUCGACAUGUUUA